AUUGCUGUGGUGCCUCUUGCAUAGGUGAGACCUUUCGUUUUUCGCCGGGAAGGACGAGGAUUUUGGCGGCUGCCAACCCUAGGCGCUACAGUGUCGUGUGGAUCUCCCCGAGAAGCGAUGCCUUCUUUUACCCUAGGUUCUGCAUUGAUGGCGCCAGGAUCGUAAAUCUCGGCGCAUGGAUUCCAGGGAGCUGGAUCUGCCUCGGUGAAGCUGGGAAAUCGAUCAGAGAUGAGUUUUAGCAGCAAAUUUUGGGAUAUUUUGAGGGGCAGGGAUGCAUGGAGCUGGAUCUAGGCUGAAAAUCCAGCUGAGGCGCUGGCAUUACAAUUGGGGAGCACAAUGUGAUCGUCUUCGCACAGGGAAGCAUGGAUUUCAAGAAUAUCGGGGAGAAGUUCCUCCAGUCUGUGAAAGCUGGACGAGCUCGGAGUUUUAUACUGUCUUCCUCUUCGGACAGGCCCGAGAUCCCCGCCAGGGCUGCGGCUGCUGCGGCUAUUGCCAAGAGCAUCGCUGCUACCCCUCCUCAUGAUCGUCUUUCGAUCGCAUCAACCUCUGGAGAGACGCCCUCGGUGUACAGUGCGAAGAAGAGAGGUGAAAUUGCGGAACCUCUCGAAGAAGAGUAUUUCGAAAAGGACUUCGAUCCGGUGAGAUAUCUUCUGGAGCACUUACCCGAGCAACCAACUCAAGAGUUUUUCGAAAACAAGGUAUCUCAAAGGAUGUUGCAGCUUGAUGAUAUAACGGAGAAACUUUCAAUUCAGGUUAUGGAACAUCACGAAGAAAUGGUGAAAGGAAUGCAAAUGGUCACUGAAGUGGAGAAAGAUCUACAAGUCUCAAAAAUCAUAUGUAAGAAUGGUCGCAGGCGUUUGUCUCUUGCAAUACAUGAAGUCUCUCAAGACCUUGUAGUCGCUGGAAACGUUCGGAAGAAACAGGUUCUAAUGGAUAUGCUUCCUAUUCUAGAAAGAAUACAACAUGCAAUAGACAUCAAGUCCCGGCUAGACAGCACCAUUGAGGAAGGCAAUUACGGCAAAGCGCUACAAAUGUGCUCAGAGUGUUUACAACUUCUUGAAGAAAUGUCGGGGCUUGCAGCUGUGCAGGACAUGAAUCAUAGUAUCGAGGAAUGGUUGCAAAAAACUAUUGUAAAGGUCGAUGAAGUUCUACUUGAUGUUUGUAGACAGUUCAACGUUGAAAAAUAUAUGACGGUUAUUGACGCGUAUGCCAUGAUAGACGAUAUUCCAGGACUCUCUGAUAAGACACAAACUUUUUAUGCUCAGAUCAUUGUAGCAAGGACACAUUCGGUCCUGAAGGAGUAUCUACCUCAGACAGACGAAUUACAAGCAGCUCAGAGAAGGGGAAGAUUACCAUACAAUGAUCUAUGCUUGAGAUUGCCAGACACUAGUUACCGUCCCUGCCUUCAAACUCUGGAACUACUCUAUGAUAUACUAUGCUCUUAUUUCCGAAUGAUGGCGUGCGAUUGGAAACUUCAGACAUCAGCUGUAUCCAACGGUGUGCUUCACCGGAGCCGUAGCCAAGGAAGCUUGAGUCAGCCUGUUCAAGCAGCGCACCGUCAUAGCUCGUCCCUGGAGUCAGGAACAAAAGACGAUUCUGUCAGUGGAAGGAUGCAAAAUGGACCAGCAUUAACUGAAGAUAUGCUGGAUUCUAGAAACAGGCUGCGGAUGGAGGUGGCACGAGCGGUUGGGAAAGGGCUAGAAAAGGGGAGGAAGACUGUCUGGGAGCUUGCUGCGCGAAGAGUAUCUGCACUUCUAUCUUCUGAUGCGUUCUGUGCAGCUAGUGCUCAUCAUUUCUUACUGAACCUUGAUCUGCUCAACAAGUUUAUUCUUGCUGGCGAAGCCUUCAGUGGUGCCGAAGCCAUACCUUUGCGAGCUAAACUGGUGAAGCAGAGCGAAAAAUAUUUUGGAGCUUUUCAUCGGCAAAACCUCGAGGUCUUACGUAUGAUGCUAGAAAAGGAACCAUGGCAAAGAGUUCCCUCCGGUUUUCUCAAGUCACUGAAUCUAGCCGGACUUACAGGAAAUGGUGCACCGAUAGUUGCGUCAACCACGUCUGAGUCCAUGAUGCUAAAGCCUGGUGAAAAGUUGGAGGUGCAGCAGGGAUUCACCGAGUGGUUAAGGAAAGGGAAUCCAUUUACUGAGUCGAGAAUUGCAGACGUGAGCUCGGGAAAACUAGACGGUUCUCCCCACGGAAAAAUGCCGAGCAAUGUGACCCCUAAAGAAGAAGAAGAAGAAAACGAAGAUCUUCUGGCGGAUUUUAUUGACGAGGACAGUCAACGUCCCGGUCGGCUGGAAACCAAAUCCAAUGCUGGUGAUGAUGAGCGAAUAACAUUAACCAGCUCGUCCAUAAACAUGCUCAGGUCCAUUGAUAGAUAUGCAAGGCUCAUGCAAAUAUUGGAGCCUAUCAGUCUGGAAGUUUUCAAGGGCCUUAGCCAAGUGUUUGAGCUCUACUUUUUUAUUGUUUUCAAAACAUUCGGACAACGUGAUUUGUUCAGUGGGAGAGCGCCUUCUGACUCUCCUUCUGGUAAGAACACUUCUUUCAAUCUGUUUCUGAAAGUACUUUUGUUUCUAGUAAUUUCCGGUCGUCUCAGAGGAGCGUUGGUUAGAAUCUCUCAGCAGCUGGAAGAGCAAAGGUUGAAAUAUGCUGCUGGGCAUCCUCAACCCAUGAAUGCUGGAGUUUUUGAGAUGUCGUCACAAGGAUUGGGAGGCAUGGUUUCUCCCAGCAAUUUUUUCGCCAUUAAGGAGCGUACGGUUGCGGCGGAAUCGCUCAUUUUUCUUGCCACGCUUAUAAGAAAUUCUCGUCAGCAUCUUCAAUCGCUACUGCAUCAAAAUGCUCUACCAUUUGUAGACCAGUUUUUUGCCAGAACGGUCGAUGCAUCCAUAGACUUGAGAGAGCACGUAUACAAGACAGGUGCUCGUCUUUUGCUGAAUAUAGGAUCAUAUGUCGAUCGUAUAUCCAAUACAAGAUGGGAGCUCAAAGAGCUUGGCAUGGAGCACAACGGAUAUGUAGAUUCACUUCUCGGCGAAUUCAAGCAGUAUACUGUGCGCUUGUCAAACGCCGGCGUCUCCAGACAGGUCCAUGAACUCCUCCUGCAAUACGGAGUGGAUAUAUUGGCGGAGACACUCGUGGAAGGCCUUUCGAGAGUAAGGAGGUGUAAUAACGAGGGACGUGCGGUCAUGUCUCUGGACCUUCAGGUUCUAAUAAACGGCUUGCAACAUCUUGCUCCCGCGAAACUGAAAGCAAACCUCCAGAUCGUGGACGCUUACAUAAAGGCAUUCUAUCUUCCCGAAACAGAAUACUUGUACUGGGCUAAAUCUCAUCCGGAGUACUCCAAGCAACAAAUCAUCAACCUCAUCAACCUGGUAGCGUCCAUGAACAACUGGAAGCGUAAAACAAGGACGGACUUGCUGGAAAGGAUCGAAAGCGGCGAUUUGUAAGCGGGAAGUUACCACCAGGGGUAACUGCAAUUUUGGUGGUUUUGUAUCAUAGCAGGUGUGCAAUUAAUCAAUCGGGGAUCUGCAUUUGCAGAGAUCAACAAAAA
This is a messenger RNA of Selaginella moellendorffii, 3541 nucleotides long. Its product is annotated as syndetin. Gene Ontology annotation, cellular component: EARP complex. NCBI's taxonomy places the organism in Eukaryota, Viridiplantae, Streptophyta, Lycopodiopsida, Selaginellales, Selaginellaceae. The record is from RefSeq and is a predicted model, not a curated record. Gene Ontology annotation, molecular function: SNARE binding. Gene Ontology annotation, biological process: endocytic recycling; retrograde transport, endosome to Golgi.